Otolemur garnettii (small-eared galago) is the source of this 773-nucleotide messenger RNA. RefSeq names its product pterin-4 alpha-carbinolamine dehydratase 1 (gene PCBD1). Gene Ontology annotation, molecular function: 4-alpha-hydroxytetrahydrobiopterin dehydratase activity. The coding region runs from base 49 to 363 and encodes 104 amino acids. Lineage: Eukaryota; Metazoa; Chordata; Mammalia; Primates; Galagidae. Gene Ontology annotation, biological process: tetrahydrobiopterin biosynthetic process. The record is from RefSeq and is a predicted model, not a curated record. The transcript has 4 exons.
GAAGCUCGCCCUAUCGGCCACCUGCUGCCUGCCCGCCUGCGCCGCGACAUGGCUGGCAAAGCACACAGGCUAAGUGCUGAGGAGAGGGACCAGCUGUUGCCAAACCUAAGAGCUGUUGGGUGGAACGAGCUGGAAGGCCGUGAUGCUAUCUUCAAGCAGUUCCAUUUCAAAGACUUCAAUAGGGCUUUUGGGUUCAUGACAAGAGUGGCCCUGCAGGCUGAGAAAUUGGACCACCAUCCAGAAUGGUUUAACGUGUACAACAAGGUCCACAUCACCCUGAGCACCCAUGAGUGUGCAGGCCUUUCAGAACGGGACAUAAACCUGGCCAGCUUCAUCGAACAAGUAGCAACAUCCAUGUCAUAGAUCCUGUCCUUCCUCUUUGAAUCACUCAGGGCAAAGGGGUGAUUGAAUUGGGGAAUCCAGGGAGGGAGCUGAGAGCCCUUGGCCCCAAGACCCUGCUGCCUCUGUUGAGGGGUGAGUCCUUGUUGUGGGGAGAAGAUCCUAGCAUCCCUGCCAACACCAAGAAUUUAGACCUCUUCCCUGUGCUGCUCUCUGUCCUUGGGGCUCUAUUAUGUUACACUAAUUUGAAUAAGCUCCUUUCUUUGCACCUUUUCAGCAACAGUAAUGUUUUCUUGCUCACUUUAUAAUUCAUUUCCCAAGAAGCUGUGAUACAGGGUAAAAUAAAAUCUUAUCUUAGAAACCAGGUAAACCCCUUCCUAUGUGAUGGAAACAUGUUAUGUUUGUAUCUAUCAAGUAAAACUAUUGUCACUUGG